UAUAUCGCUGCUUGGAAUAGUGACAUUUGUUGGGUCUAGUCGAACCCACCAUCCCUUCCUCUCCUGUUCCUCUUUCAACGAAAUUUCUAACUCUUCUCGUAAAAAAACAUUCCUGAUUCGGUGUUGCUUCUCUCUCUGUCUCUUCUUUAUUCUUUUUCGUCCGUUCUCUCUCUUUUUCUCUCUGCUUUUUUUCUCUCGCGAACACGCUCGUACUGAAGCCGUGUGACGAAAUUCUGACCCGGGGGCGAAUGGUGGAAAAAAUCAUUUAGAACGUGACUUUGAGAAGGCAGUAACAUGUGACCCGUUGUGCCGAAUAUCUUAAGUGUCUUUUGGCCCCCCACCCCCUUCCCUCGUGGGAUUCUAUGGCUAAUAUCGAAUAAUUGUUAAGAAGUGACGCAAAGUGCUUUGAUUAAGUUCACUAAAAACGUGGAUCAGCUCUCAGCGGACUGCGUGUUGCAAAUUGAAAUACCGACACUAAACCCACGAGGUGAGUGUAAAGAGGAGAGAAAUGUUCUAAUUAAAGAGUGUCUAGAACUCGCCUGCUGAAAAUACCCAGCUGUGAUGAAAGCCCUCUAUCAGUAGUGUAUAAAAUAAAAAAAAAUAAAAAGCCAAAUAUCUGCCCUACCGCUUUUCGCUUCUCCGGUGUCACCUCUGUUAUUGGCAGCGCAUCCGGGAUACUUUCCCCCUUCUUCUGUCCGUCCGAAUGAUGAAUUCUAGUGACUUCGAAUAUCUGUCCUGCGAAGCCAAUCGAGAGGGACACCUCGGCGAUGUCCUGCAAGUGUUCGUCCACGACUUCACCCUCAGACAAGGCGCUGGGGAGGCCAAGAUGCGCGAGGUGGAGAGGAAGGUCGGUGGGGUGACGAGUGAGCUCUUCAUACUUCGAAAGCUCCUGCAGGAUUUUCAGACGCGGGUGAACGACGACCACGACAUCAUCAUGAGGCUGCAGCACGAGAUUGAGGCCCUCCAGAGCAGGGUCAGAUCCAUAGAUUCCAAGCAGGCUGCUGCCGACACCCAGUGCGGCCACUUGAACGUGAGGAUAGAGCAGCUGAGGGAUCAGAUCAGUCAGAACUGCGACGACACGCAACAGAAUGUCAGUCGACUUCUGAGCAGCUUCGCGAGGGUUCACCUCACCCGAGGAAGCGCCAGAAACGAUAACCUGAACAAUAAUAACAGGGAUUACAGACAGGACAACUCGCCGACGAAUGACGUAAGCGGCAGCAGCGCAAGAUGGGGUCCCUCCCGCGGUGCAAAUUUGUCUUGCCGCAGUGAAACUAUGACAAAUGCCAUCAAUUCCAUACCCCACCAGAACUCCGUAGCCCCACCAGAAACCACCACAUUCCCACACGCAGCGACAACAUAUGUAUCGAACGAAGAAUGUUGCUUGAAUGACGGCCAUGACACCAUUACAGGUGGGCCGAUGCAACCCCGUCCUCUUUGUGAUGGUCUGACCUCAGGAGAGGAAGGAUGUAUGCAUGAAAUUUCUGAAGCCGUUUCUGAGACAAGUGCUCUGGCAGACAGUGGAUGCUGCCAGACACUUCAAGAAGUCAGUAACAGCAGUUCCGUAAAUAACGAUUGCUCUCUGGGCAACGAAGCCAUUUCAGACGAAACUGAAAGCCACGAUGAAUCUCCUUCAGUGAAUUUUGCGCCAGACGAGAAUUUGAGGGAAGAUGCUAAUCAUGGUGUCAUUUCUGAAGCUCCUGAAAGUGUGAAUAGCAUUUAUAAGGAUAUGAACUCACAUGAAACUUGGCCUGUGGAAGAUGAGGUCAAUGAAAUUAAUAGAGAAGAGACACCAUCUCACAAUGCCACUCAAGAAGAACUCCAGUCAACAUUUACUCUUUUCUCAGAUGAUAAGGCUAACGAACAUCACGAAUCUCCCUGCAGUGUGAUAUCCCAAGAGAGGGACGACCUUCCAGACUUCAAAAUGCUUCUGACAACAUCUCAAUCCCACAACGAACCCUCUAGCACUAAAGCAUCAGAAGAAACUCCCACACCUUCCAGCAUGGGCUUAUCUCCAACGACUGGAGAAUGCUCUGGUGAUGUGAUAUCCCAAGAAAAAACCGAAUCUUCAGCUGAGAAAACUUCAGUAACCAGUGAAACUACGAGUACAGAGGCACCAGGUGUGCCAGAUGAAUCUGGCGCGUCACAGAUGCCAACGAGAAAGAACAAACCCAAACGGCACAGAGGCAGAAAAAGGAAAGACUCACAAAGCACAGAGAACCAGGCUGUUCCAGGCAAAACAGAAGGCUGCCCUACAGCCAGAACAGAAGAGGCCUGUAGUCAUGAUACUGUACAGGAAGUUCAGAGUCAAGAGUUUAGUUCUGACCAAUGCUCACAAAAUGAUAACAACAUGACCUACGACUUGAGUCAGGAAGUUAUGGUGCAACAGCUCAUAGACAGUGACACUUUGGAUCAGUGUGAGACUAAGCAACCAUCUUCACAAGACAGUGAGCAGGAGCAGACAGUAGCAGAGGUAGUGGAUCCCCAGCUUAGUCAGUUGCAACCCGCAUGCGACGAAUUCAAACCAAGGCAGAGCUUCGCUCCAGACAGCGAAGGUGGUGAAUUAGCCUCUGCACAGUGCAUACGACAAGAAGUGUUGCCUGACAAGCACGGCUCCGUAGCCACGACGAAAUUCACUCAAACGGAAAACAAACCGACCAAGGGACAAAGGUCCUUCAACCUGAAGGUAGAGAGUGCCUCCCCACAGACCAGGCGCAGGGGGGUGUUCCACUCGGAGAUCGACGACGACGAAAUACCCGAUCUGAGCGACAUCGAUUCCCUGACGGAGGAGGAGGAGAAGAAAGCGGGCAAGGGGAAGGCCACGCCGUGGGAGGAAAGGAAGGCCAUAGAGAUUAAGACUCCCUCCGGGGAAAUCACGAACCUGCAGACGAAAAGGAAGCCCAAGGCGACCGAGCGAAGAAUGGAGGCGAAAGAAGAAGAACAGAAGGACGACGUGGUGGGCAUGUGCGCCAACUGCAGCAACCUGGCGAAGCUCAGGUGCGGGAACUGUCGCCAGGCCUUCUACUGCAAGAAGGAGUGUCAGAAGGAACACUGGAAGACGGGACACAAGGACCAGUGUCGACCUUACCAGGUGCUACAGAGUCCCGAAUUGGGCAGGUACAUGGUAGCGUCCCGCGACCUGAAGGCUGGAGACGUGAUAUUGAAAGAGGACCCGAUUGUUGUUGGACCAAAACAGAUCACCGAACCCGUGUGUCUGGGUUGCUACAAGAGGGUAGACGGAUCCUACAGGUGCCAAAAAUGCCACUGGCCCCUGUGCAGUCCACAGUGUGAAAGGUCACCGGACCACUUGCCCGAGUGCGUAGUAGGAGCAGAAAUUGGGUCGCCAAUCGAAAUUUCCAAUUUCGAUGAACCGAACCAUUUUUAUGAGGUCGUUUUCCCUCUCAGAUGCCUGGCCCUCAAGAAGAAGUCGCCCAGGAAGUAUGAGCAAGUCUUAGCACUGGACAACCACUACGAAGACAGGAAGGGAACCCACGUCUACGCAGAGAAUCAGAAGAGCAUCGUCAACAUGCUCCGCAACUACUUCUUCCUCCAACAGUUCCCAGUCGAGGAUAUAGACAGCUCCGAAAAGUCGAUACACAACAUGACGGGUAUCAUAGACGUGAACGCCCUCGAAAUCAGACUGCCUGAGUCGGAAAUCCUGGGCCUGUUCCCCAAUUUCGCCAUGAUGGAGCAUUCUUGCACGCCCAACACAAAGCACACCUUCACAGACAGCCGCCAAGUCGUUCUGAAGGCUGCUGUCGACAUCAAAGCUGGAGAACACCUCAGCACGAUGUACACCCACAUUCUCUGGGGCACGCUCGCUCGGAGAGACCACCUGAAGCACAGCAAAUACUUCAUGUGCACUUGUUUCAGAUGCUCUGACCCAACUGAACUGGGCACAAACUUCUCAACACUCCGCUGCAAGAGUUGUACCAAUGGCUUCAUGCUCUCCGCAGCACCUCUCGACGAGCUAGCAGACUGGAUCUGUACUUCGUGUAACGCAACCAUCAAGAGUGCAGAAGUCACUGACAUUAACCUGAAGUUAGGUGAAGAAGUCGAGAGAACUUUGGGAGCACCUACCGUGCCACUCCUCGAGGAACUUCUACAGAAGCACGGUAAGACCACGGUCCAUCCAAAUCAUUUCCACUUGUUUGCAACUCGGCACACCCUCCUGCAGAUGUACGGCAGAGACCCUGCAUAUGCCAACGAAGACUACAUGAAGAAGAAAGAGAGGAUGUGCCAAGACUUCCUGAAGGUUUGCACUGCUCUGGAUCCAGGCAUGUCGAGAUUAGCACCAUACGCGGGAGUUGCUCUGUACGAGUACCACUUGGCUGUGCUCUCUCGCACCCGACACGACCAAGACGCUCGCCAGACUGACCCCGCGGCUCUGAAGAAGGACGUUGAAACAGCUAAAGCUCUCCUGCAACAGUGCAUAAAAGUGCUACAAGAAGAACCCAAGGAUCAGCCGGAGGGUCAACUAUGUCAGGUGGCUCAACAGAAUCUCAUAGAACUGAGACAGUGGGAGGCCAAUCUUUCUCGUCUUGAUCUCCACUUGCAUCCUUCGAUGAGAGUCGGCAGUCUACUAAAUGACACCUAGAUCAAGAUAAUGCGGAGGAUAUAUUAUAACCUAGCUCUAGACCUUCUAUUGGAGAUGGGUGUCUUCCUUAUUGUGGCAACUGGUUUGCGCAUGGGUACCUUCCAAAUUGCAUACUUGUCCCCCCUCAAAAAGUUCCAACACUUAGCUCUCUUCUUCCCCUGGAUGGUCCCGGUUUCAGAGAUUCGUGCUCUACUGGCAAAGUGAAACCUUGUUUAUGUCUCGAUGUUCGUCGUCUGCCGCUGGAUUAACGGCUCUUUCUCAAGAUGUUACAGAGUCCUGUUGAUUGAAGGUUUUGUUGACAAAAAAUGGGAAGAUACAUAAUAUGUGAGAGGAGAAGCAUCCCCUAGUCUGUGAAUAUAUUUGGGAAAAGAUUUGUAAAUAUACGUAGGUCAUAGAGAUAUGCAGACACACUUCAGUGAUAUAGUGUUCUCUUUUUUUACAGUCAUUUUACAUUUCUAAUUGCUCAGAAGAUUUAUUGUUUUGUCUGUAUAAUAUGAAGAUAAGAAGAUAUGUUUGUUGCAUCAGCUCACAAUUUAUGUUUCAAUUUUUUUUUAGUUCAUGUGAAUCAAUGAAUGAAAGUGAAUAUCUUUGCAUAUCUCCAGCCAUGCCAAUAUCCACAGUUUUUAAUUUCUUUUUUUAUUUAUUGUCUUUCUUGGUCAGUGAUUGCUGUGUGUUAUACCUUGUUGAUUUUUCUCUUUUGUUAAGAGUAGUAAAUGUACCAUGUAAUGA
Molecule: messenger RNA, 5323 nt
Organism: Macrobrachium nipponense
Lineage: Eukaryota; Metazoa; Arthropoda; Malacostraca; Decapoda; Palaemonidae
Exons: 5
Coding region: 704-4594 (1296 amino acids)
Molecular function (GO): protein binding
Source: RefSeq, a predicted model, not a curated record